Messenger RNA from Sphaeramia orbicularis (orbiculate cardinalfish), 984 nucleotides. RefSeq names its product exosome component 6 (gene exosc6). Gene Ontology annotation, biological process: rRNA catabolic process; U4 snRNA 3'-end processing; nuclear mRNA surveillance. The record is from RefSeq and is a predicted model, not a curated record. Gene Ontology annotation, cellular component: cytoplasmic exosome (RNase complex); nuclear exosome (RNase complex); nucleolus. Gene Ontology annotation, molecular function: RNA binding. The transcript has 2 exons. Bases 39 to 863 code for a protein of 274 amino acids. NCBI's taxonomy places the organism in Eukaryota, Metazoa, Chordata, Actinopteri, Kurtiformes, Apogonidae.
UGUCAAAGUGUCCCCCCUUCCUUUGGAUUCAACGCAACAUGCCGACCGACACCAAAAGAGUACGAGGCCCAGAGGUUUCCCAGAGCCCCUCGGUGUUCCAGUGUAAGCCUGCCGCCGCCCUCCCCUCCUGCGGAGUCAGAGCCGACGGCCGGCAGCGGGACCAGCUGGACGUCCGGCCCGUUUUUGUCCGGUGCGGGCUGGUCAGUCAGGCUAAAGGCUCCGCGUACAUCGAGGCUGGAAACACCAAGUUAAUGUGCUGCGUUUACGGUCCCAGAGAAACAAAGCGCAAAGAUGAGACCGAUAUGAAAUGCGGAAGGUUGACCGCUGACAUGCGUUUUGCUCCGUUCUCGUGCCCUGAGAGGGGCUCGUGGAUUCAGAGCAGUCAGGAUAAGGACUUCUCUCUGAUGCUCCUUGAGAGUCUGCAGCCCGCCGUGUGCCUCCACAAAUACCCCCGCUCACAGAUCGAGGUCAACGUGAUGGUUCUUGAGAACAGCGGUUCAGUCCUGGCCCACGCCAUCACGUGUGCGUCUCUGGCUCUGGCAGACGCAGGGAUUGAAAUGUACGACUUGGUGCUGGGCUGUUCCAUCCGUCAGGACGGGGCUUCGUAUGUGGUCGAUCCGACAUAUGUGGAGGAGAACAGCUGUGGCUCAGCCAGCGAGGAGAAUCAGGGUGGUCUGACCGUAGCUUUUCUUCCCAGCCUGAACCAGAUCUCUGGGCUCCAGUCUGACGGUGAAAUGACCAAAGAGAGUCUGACCGACGGGAUUCGAACCUGCAUUGAGGGAUGUUAUAAACUGUAUCCAGUGGUCCAACAGGCACUGGCCAAGGCUGUUCGGAAGGCUGCUCCACCGCCAUCUGAGAGCUGAGACUCAUAGCAGCAGCUGUUCACUCACAGAUGUUCAUGUUGAUGUUUGGACUCAUUUCACUGUUUGACUUUUAUAAAAAAAAAAAAAAAUGUAAAAAGAAAACAAACAUUUUCAAUUAAAU